AUGAUACAGUCUAUCUUCAUCUUGUCUCCGACUGGAGAAGUAUUGAUUGAAAGGCACUUUCGCGGGGUCACGUCACGCUCGGUCUGCGACUACUUUUGGGAUCAAGCAUCUGUCUCUGUCAACCACCAUGGUGGUCUUUCCACCACAACUUCCUUGUUGACCAAUGAAGAACAGCAGCUUCUACUGCCGCUGCACGAAUCAGUGCUUCCUGUUAUGGAAGUUCCAGAGAGUGACCAUGGGACAGUUUACAUUAUUUCAAUUUUACGGGAUGGCCUCUCCUAUCUGGCGGUUCUACCAUCAGAAGUCUCCCCGUUGAUGAUUCUCGAAUUCCUUCAUCGGAUCGCGGAUAUGUUUGUCGAUUACUUUGGAUCUCCUGCUGAUGAGUCCGCCAUUAAGGACAACUUUUCCACCGUCUACCAACUCUUGGAAGAAAUGGUCGACUACGGAUGGCCUUUGACCACAGAACCCAAUGCCUUGAAACAAAUGAUUCGACCACCCUCCGUCAUGGCAAAACUGCAGUCGGUCGUCUUUUCCAACACGUCGGUGUCGGGUGAGUUGCCCCGGGGGACCAUCAGUAACAUACCUUGGCGAGCAGCAGGUGUUUCGUAUUCGCAGAAUGAAAUUUAUAUGGAUAUUGUGGAGGAGGUGGAUGCAAUUGUAGAUGCAGUGUCGGGAAGCUUGGUCUCAUCGGAUGUAUCGGGAAGCAUUCAAUGUCAAUCUCAUUUGAGUGGUAUACCGGACUUACUAUUGACCUUUAACGAUCCUUCUCUCAUUGACGAUUGGGCCUUCCAUCCUUGUGUCAGAUAUGGCCGCUUUGAACGAGAGCAAGUGGUCAGUUUUGUUCCUCCUGAUGGAAACUUUCAGCUCAUGAAGUAUUCGCUUAACGCGGACCGAAGAGCAAAUUUCUCUCCUCCUUUAGAUUGUCACUCACAGUGGCACGUGAACAAGGCAGAUCUUGGAUUCGCUGGGGAAUCAAGCGCGAAGCAGCCCGCCGAAUCCUCCGCCAAACUAACGGUACAAAUGCAAGUCAAGUCCUUGUCGUCCCUUAUCAAGUCGGCCACUCGAACCGUCGGCGGUAUGAAGACGGUCGUAGAGAACGUUUCUGUCACAAUUCCUCUCCCCAAGCUGGUGGGGACGGCCAAGUUCCAAGUGUCGAUGGGAUCUGUCGUUUAUGACGAAGGUGGUAAGAUUGCCAAGUGGACUCUAGGCAAGAUGGCCGAUGGCGGCAAUACAACUCGGGCUCAAUUUACGGCCGACUUAAAAUUGAAUCCUCAAAAGACAGGAGACGAGGACAUUCAGUCGCCCAAUCUGUUUCUGCAUUGGAAGAUACCUCUGGCGUCUGUCAGUGGUUUGAGCGUGAGUGGACUCAGCUUGUCAGGGGAAGCAUACAGACCUUACAAGGGUGUUCGAAACAUUACCAAGAGUGGAUUGUAUCAAGUGCGGUAUAGUUGA
Messenger RNA from Cylindrotheca closterium, 1452 nucleotides. The record is from the annotation of a GenBank genome assembly. Lineage: Eukaryota; Bacillariophyta; Bacillariophyceae; Bacillariales; Bacillariaceae.